CGAUGUGCAGUUGCCAGUGCCAAGGGUUCCAUGGCGAACGUGGCCAACGCUAGUAGUGGAGAAUCAGGUGUCCGAUUAGUGCCGAAGUUGGAGUGGACAGUUACUGCCGAUUUCUGCGGCUUUGCGAAAGUAAGUACGUACUGGAUCGAUGUGCAUCCUCAUGAGCCAUGGGUUCUGUUCUCGCCGACCAGCAAAUGUCUGGCGGUGUGGGACUACGAAGACGGCACGCUUGUCGACUCGUGGGAGAUCCCUGCCGAGGCCCUCCCUCCGUGGGGCCAUAGCAUUUUCUGUGCAAAGUUUAUUGCACAGAAAGAUUGGAUUUUGAUUCAGUGUUAUGGGAAGGCCUACGUUUACGAAACCAUAUCGGCCCACUUGGAUACUGUCAAAGUGCUGGAGCAUCCUCAUCAGUACUGCCUGCAGGGAGAGAUGGUAGUUCAUCCUAGCCUGCCGUAUAUAUUGGGGGCUUUCAACGAAACCGUGGUUCUGUGGGACUGGGAGAAAGGAUGGGAAAUGAUCACCUUCGAGGGACAUGCGGUGGGGGUGCGCGGGGUGUUGGCGUUUCAUCCGGCGGAUGGGAACGUCUUCGCAAGCGCUUCGAGGAGUGGUUUGAUCAAGAUAUGGGACAUAAGCAAGAGGUCGUGUGUUCAAACCCUGGUUUGCGGCGACGGGGUAACUUUACAACUGGACUUUUGCAGCCGACGACAGAAAUCGUUGCUGCUGUCGUGCCACAAGAUGCUGAAUUCGCUUCAAGAACAAAGAACUGUUUUAGUCUGGGAUUAUAGGAAGGGGGUUUGCCUAGGCAAAUUGAUGACCCCUGCGUUUGAUUUUCACAGCGGCAGGACCGCCUUCUUCCAUCCACGCUUGCCGUACAUCUGUAGCUCAUCGGAUGACGAUAGUCACAUUAGGGUCUGGGAUGAGUCAACCCUUCAGCUGGUUUCGGUCUACGACAACACGAAGAUAAGCUUCGAUCUCCAAGACAUUGCUCCGUGCAAACGAUCAGACGACGUGAUUGCUUUCGGGAGGGAGGGAGAGUUCUUUGUGCUGCAGGUGGUAACUAAAGGAGGAAAAGAGGAAAGUGAAGCGGACAUUCAGAGAGAAACUUUCUUUGGCAAAAGGCCUCGGCCGCAAACGCCAGCUGAUGAUAUCAACGAACGAGCACUGCUGGCAUCGAGGAAAAGGGUUGUGAAGAUUGAAGAUGAGGCUGUCUGUGAGGCGGAGGAGGCAGAGUGUGAGAAGAGAAAUCAGCAGGCGGCGAGAGGUUUGACGGCCGACCAGGAGCUCAGAUGCGUGGGGGUACACGAUGCUUCGAGAGGGCAGAUACCAACCAAGGAUACCCAUGAACCAGCACCGUUGGCAGCGAGAACAACGGGUGUGAAGAUUGAAGAUGAGGCUGUCUGUGGGGUGGAGCCAGAGUGUGAGAAGAGAAUUCAGCAGGUGGCUGCUGACUUGAAGCAGAGAUGCAUGCAGGUACUCAGACAAUUGAGAGAACACACAUCUACGGAUAUUACGGAUGAACCAACCGUACUGAUAUCAGGAAGAACGGAUUUGAAAACUGAAGAAGAUGAGAGUGUCUGUGCCGACACUGCCGAGCCAGAGUGCGAGAGCAGGAGAAUUCAGCAGGUGGCAGCCAGCUUGAUGGACGACCCGGAGCUCAGAUGCAUGGGGGCACUCGAUGCUUUGAGAGGGCGCACACCAACCAAUGAUAUCGAUGAAGCAGCACUGCUGGCAUUGAGGAAAAGGGUUGUUAAGAUUGAAGAUGAGGCUGUCUGUGCAUCAGAGCCAGAGUGUGAGGAGGAGGGGAUUCAGCAGGUGGCGUCUGGCCUGGCGGCCCAUCUGGAGCUGAGAUGCAUGCAGGCACUUGCUGCAUUGAGAGGACACACACCAACCAAUCGCGAUUCGGAUGAACCUUCGCUGCUGGCAUGGAGAAAAAAGGCUUUGGAAUUUGAAGAAGAGGAGGCUGUCUGUGCAGCCGCGGAGCCAGAGUGCGAGGAGAGAAUUCAGCAGGUGGCCGCCGGCUUGGCAGCCAGCCUUGAGCUGAAAUGCAUGGCGGCACUCGAUGCACUUCGAGAAGAGCAUCGACUCAAGGAGAGCCAGCAAGUCGAAAGGAUUCGGGAGCUAGAAAACGAACUCGGUAAGUUGAAGGCAGAUGUCGCAGCACUCGUUGAGAGGAUGGAGGGUCAAAGUCAAAGCGCAAGAUUGAGAGGGUAGAGACGACGGAAAGUCAAAGCGCAAGAUUGACGCUUUGACUUUUUUGCGCUUUGACUU
This is a messenger RNA of Chara braunii, 2265 nucleotides long. Lineage: Eukaryota; Viridiplantae; Streptophyta; Charophyceae; Charales; Characeae. The record is from the annotation of a GenBank genome assembly.